GCAUUUCUCUCAAUCAUCUUCUGAAGAAUCUGAUUCCGAUCAAAAAUUGCAGAAGAAGAUGUCUCGCCAAUCGUUUUCUCUACUGAAGAGUCUCGGUAGAAUCGCUUCCGGGUCAAAAACUCAGACCCGAUCCGUGACUUACAUGCCCAGACCCGGCGACGGGAAACCACGACCGGUGACUUUGAUCCCCGGAGACGGAGUCGGUCCUCUGGUGACGAACGCGGUGGAACAAGUGAUGGAUGCGAUGCACGCGCCGGUUUACUUCGAGCCGUUCGUAGUUCACGGAGACAUGAAGAGCUUGCCUGAGGGAUUGCUCGAAUCGAUUAAGAAGAACAAAGUGUGCUUGAAAGGCGGGCUCAAGACUCCCGUCGGUGGUGGUGUGAGCUCGCUCAAUGUUAAUUUGAGGAAAGAGCUUGAUCUCUUUGCGUCUUUGGUCAACUGUUUCAAUUUGCCUGGUUUAGCUUCUCGUCACGAGAACGUUGAUAUCGUUGUGAUCAGAGAGAACACUGAAGGUGAGUAUGCAGGGCUUGAGCACGAAGUUGUUCCUGGUGUCGUUGAGAGCCUUAAGGUGAUCACAAAGUUCUGUUCGGAGCGUAUUGCGAAGUAUGCGUUCGAGUACGCCUACUUGAACAACAGGAAGAAAGUUACAGCAGUGCACAAGGCCAACAUCAUGAAACUAGCUGAUGGUUUGUUCUUGGAAUCUUGUCAAGAAGUUGCUAAAAAGUACCCAAGCAUCGCCUACAACGAAAUCAUUGUCGAUAACUGCUGUAUGCAACUUGUAGCAAGACCAGAGCAAUUCGACGUCAUGGUUACGCCUAAUCUCUAUGGUAAUCUAGUUGCAAACACUGCUGCUGGUAUUGCUGGAGGCACUGGAGUCAUGCCUGGAGGAAAUGUUGGAGCAGAGUAUGCAGUGUUUGAGCAAGGUGCAUCAGCGGGAAAUGUUGGGAAGGACACGACGCAAGAGCAAAAGAAUGCAAACCCUGUCGCGUUGCUGCUUUCAUCAGCUAUGAUGCUUAGACAUCUUCAGUUUCCAUCUUUUGCUGAUAGGCUUGAAACCGCCGUGAAGCGUGUGAUCGCUGAAGGAAAAUGCCGGACUGAAGAUCUUGGUGGAAACAGUACUACACAAGAGGUCGUUGAUGCGGUCAUUGCAAACUUGGAUUGAUUCAUCACUGUUUAUGCUUCCAGAAAAGUGGUAGAAUUCAUUCACACACGCUCGUGUACACUUUGUUUUUCCACAUUCUUUCGAGAUAAACUCGAGUUGAGUUUCGAAAUUUCCACUAAAGAAAAGAAACAAAACAUGGUUCUUGUUUUAUUUGGGAUGUUGCUCUCCCAAGAAGAAAGGAAAGGAGACAUGCUCCUCUGAUCUUUUUGUUGUUCCUAUACUUUUGAAUAAAUGAAAGUUACAUGUAAUUUCUUAUAAAAAAAA
This is a messenger RNA of Eutrema salsugineum, 1426 nucleotides long. RefSeq names its product isocitrate dehydrogenase [NAD] regulatory subunit 2, mitochondrial. NCBI's taxonomy places the organism in Eukaryota, Viridiplantae, Streptophyta, Magnoliopsida, Brassicales, Brassicaceae. Gene Ontology annotation, biological process: isocitrate metabolic process; tricarboxylic acid cycle. The transcript is spliced from 4 exons. The record is from RefSeq and is a predicted model, not a curated record. Gene Ontology annotation, molecular function: isocitrate dehydrogenase (NAD+) activity. Gene Ontology annotation, cellular component: mitochondrion. The coding region runs from base 59 to 1162 and encodes 367 amino acids.